AAUUUAUGAGUGUUCCAAGUCGUACAUUCAUAUUGAAGAAUGGUUUGCAAUUUACGAUUGAGACAAAGAAAUUGCAAGGAGAAAAAAAUUUUUCAAAACAACCAUCCAAAGAUGAAAUUGAGAAAAAAUUUAAUGAAUGGCUUAAUCAAGUAUCAAUUUUAUGAUUGUAAGAUUUGCUUGGACUAAAAAGAAUUAGAGCAAAUAAAACAGCUUGAACACAAAUAUAAGUUUAGAAUAUGCUAAUUAUACAAUAACUUUUUGACGAUAUAAAAGAACAAUUUAGUAAAUGAGGAAACUAAAAUGAAAAAAAUCCUGGAAGACACUAAGCAUAUCUUAAUUAAAUUUGUUCAGGAUAAUUCUGAUCUUCAUCUCAAUUGUACGAUUAUUAGUAUAUAUUACAGCCUUACUAAAUAACUUAAAGGAUUAAUAAUAACAAUAGUAUGUCAAUGAAAAGCUGUAAUUAAUUAAGUAAUACCUUCUUGUGCAGAAAUUAUUGCUGAAAUUGAAACAGUUGGAGGAAUAAUCAAGAAUAUAGAAAAAUUUUAGGGAAUAAACUACCAUCUUAGAAUUUUUUGAAUUCCUCCUGUAGUUUAAGAUUGGGAGAGACUGCUUAAUGGUAGAUGGUUUCUUUGGAGUGUUGUUUAGUAAUUUUCAUCCAAUCGAAACGAAAAUUACAGGAAUUACCCUGAAGAUAUUGUCUGGAAGCAAAGGACUAAGUUGGUAACCUGGAUGUGUCUAAGAAAUUUUGGAAGCGAUGCAUAAGUUUCAGAAAACAUACUAAUUAUAAAACAGGUUCAAUUUAAAAUUUAAAAUUUAGAUUCGAUAUAUUGGUUAGAACCAUCUAUGCCUCUAAGAAUUUACUAAUGGUAUUUUUAAUUGUUAAAUUCUUAUUCAAAUUUCUGUAUUCUUUGGACAAUGAAAUAGUUGAUGAUGUUGUUAAAGAAUUUUUUGAUUGCAAGGUUAACGACAAAAAAGUAAACGAAAUAUUUCGUUUGGUUCAAGGCAGAAUAUAAAAGAAGUUAUAUUAAAAAGAAGAUUGCACAUACGAAUCUGUGAGAAAAGAGCUUAAAAAGUUUUAACAUCCCUUGGCAUCCGAUGGAAACGAAUAAUUACUAACGAAUAGAUUUAAAACAUAAGACAUGAAUAUCCCUGAAAAAAUCAAUAUAUAGGAAGUAGUGUCCGAGAUUAUUUAAACUGAAUCUUUGAAUUAGGACUUUAAAAAUGAUCAAUACUAUUAUUUUGAGUAUGGUUAAGAUUCAAUCUUCUAUGGAAUUUAAAGAGAUGUCUUAGAGUGGAUAAAUGCUAUUCUUAACAUUUACUCCUUGUUAGACAAUAAUUAAGAUUCAUUUCUGAAAGCUGCUAGUGAAAUUUAGGUUACUGAUUUUUAUUAUGAUAAUAAUUCAACCUAAUUAUCAGAUCCCUUUAUAGAAUUAGCACCAAAUGAUAGAGGGUCCAGCUUUGAUUCACCUACUAAAAUUAUCAAAUAAAUUGAUUCUUCAAAGCAUUCUGAAAAUUAACUCACUUCAUAAUAAGAUGAGCUCAUUGCAGAAUUAGAAGAUUAUAAGAAGUAGCUUCAAAGUGAAAAGGAGCUAUGUUCAGAAAAAGAACUAGAAUUAAAGGCUCUUCAAGAUGAAAAUGCACUAUACAAAGCUCAAAAUCAGGAACUUAAAAAAUCUAUAGAUAAAUCUAAAGAAAUGAUAACAGAUUUAUAAAAAAAGAUCUCAAAGCUUGAAUAAAAGUAAAUCUUCAAUUAAAAUAACGAUAUCAAAAAUUAAUUAAACAAUUAUCAAAAAAUAUAAGAACAAUAGAUUUUAUAGGCUUCAGUUUUGGUAGCAUUCAAUUUCAAAAAAUAACUUUAAAAUACAUUUGUAUAAACUGAAAACUAGCCUUAAGAGUUAGAAAAAAGCAAUUAAAAUUAGAAUUUAAUUACUCAAGCUUCUCCCCAAUAAGUUCAAAAUGAAGCAACCACUUUAUUACCUCCUCCACCAUCCCUACCUAAAACUUAAUCUCCACCACCUCCACCUCCUCCUCCACCACCACUUCCUCCUUCAAAGAACGGAGCUCCUCCUCCCCCUCCUCCACCACCACCACCACCUCCAUCAAAAAACGGAGCUCCUCCUCCUCCACCUCCACCUCCACCACCUCCAUAAAAAAUUGGAGCUCCUCCACCCCCUCCACCAUUAAAUGGAGUUCCUCCUCCUCCUCCACCUCCUCCUAAGAUUGGUGGAGCUCCUCCUCCACCACCUUCAUUUGGAAAUAAUCAAUAAUAAGCAUCAAACUAAAUUGUUUAAUAACUUCCAUAAGUACCUAUUCGUAAUUUGAAUUGGAUAGUAAUAAAUACAUAGAGUUAAAAUAAUUCUAUUUUUUAAUAAAUAUCAAAUAGAGUUGAAGAAAUUGAUAUAGAUUUUUUAUUAUUAGAAAAGAACUUCAAUAAAGUUUAACCAAAAGAUCUAAAUAUGAAAUAAUCUGCUGCUUAAUCAAAUAUUGCGAAAAUUACUCUUUUGUCUUCUGAAAGAUCUAAGAAUAUUGAAUUGGUUCUAGGAAAAUUAAAGCUCCCAAAUACUCUAAUAAUAAAGCUAUUAAAAUCAUUUGAUGUAUAAAUUUUAACACCUGCCAUUAUUGAAAGUCUAGAUGGAAUUUGCCCAACUGAGGAAGAAGUAAAGUGUUUAGCUGAAUAUACUGGCGAAAAAGAUUAAUUAGGCAAUUCUGAAUUAUUUGUGGAUGCAAUAAGAACAGUUAAUGGAUUUCAACACAGAUUAAAGGCAAUCAAAUUUAAAAUAGGUUUUCAAGAGUAGGUUGUAGAUUUGAAGAAAAAGAUUGCCAUUCUUGAUUAGAGUUUCUUAAGGGUCAGAGAAAUGCCAGAGAUUGAAACCCUAUUUUAGGUAGUGCUAAAAAUUGGUAACUUUUUAAAUGGUAAAUAUUUUUCAUAACAUUAGCAUCUACAAGCAAAGGUAAUGCACAAGGGUUUAGAAUAGAUACAAUAGAAAAAUGUGCAGAUAUGAAAACAACUGAUGCAUAAGAGAACUUACUUUAUUAUGUGAUAGAUUUAUCAGAAAAUAUACUGAAGAAAUAGAUAAUAGAUGAAUAAAGUAAUAAAUAAAUAAUAUAAAGCAUAGUUAUUUAGAGUUUGGAACCGAUUGAAAAAUUAUCAAUAUCACAAUUAUAAGCUGAUUUAACUGAUUUUAAAAAAGGGUUAAAUGUUGUAACAAAAGCAAUAGAAUAUUAAACAGAAGACUAAGAGGAUUAAGUUAAAGCAUUUCUAUAGCCAGUGUAGGAGGAAAUUAAAACAAAUAUUGCUAUUAUAGAAUAAUAAUUAGUUUAAUUGGAGGAUAAUUACAAAAAAAGUGCUGCUUACUUUUGUGAGAAUUAAAAAGAUUCCUCUGAAAAGUUUGGAGAAAAAAUACUUAAGAUGCUGAGAUGCUUAUUGAAAAAUAAAAAGGAGAAGGUUCAAAAGGAGGAAAGAAAAAAAAAGUAAUCAGAAUUGCUUUUAAAAUAACAAUCAAAAGUAAUGGCAUAGUCUAGUUCAAAAGUAAAACCUUAACAACUGUCAGCCCAAUCUGUAACACUUGCAUCUGCAGGAAAUUCUAACUAAAGCACUCCAAAUGUGAGUGCUUUUAAAUUAGGAAAUCAAAAUGAAAUAUAAGCUAAAUAAUUUGGAAUUUGCAAAGAAAUCUAGGAGUUAAGAUUAAUGAGGUAAACUAAACUCACUAAUUCGAUUGUCUAAAAUGAAGCUGAAAAUACACCAAGUAAAUAGGAGUGA
Messenger RNA from Paramecium octaurelia, 3760 nucleotides. The record is from the annotation of a GenBank genome assembly. NCBI's taxonomy places the organism in Eukaryota, Ciliophora, Oligohymenophorea, Peniculida, Parameciidae.